CUUGCAGCAAAUGAUCGCUUAAGAAAUACGCGGAGCGCGACCUGUGACCGACGUAUGAUAACUUGUUUUUUUUUAUCACAACUUUUAUCGUGUUAUAUAAUUUGUCGUUUGCUAUUUCUCACUUGCAAUAGCUACAUUUAAUUCCAGAUUAAAGUUUGAAAAUCAUUCCCACUAUGGAAAAGUACAUUAGCGUCAAAGACUUGGAAAAUGCUGCUUUGUCGAUGUUAUCGAAAUCUACUGGAGACUAUUAUAAAAGUGGAGCAACAGAUGAGCAAAGUCUGGCUGAAAAUAGAGAUGCUUUUAUGAGAUUACGAAUACUGCCAAAGUGUUUAGUUGGUGUUGGGAAUACGUGCUUACAUACUACAGUGCUCGGCCAUAAAGUGUCCAUGCCAAUCGGCAUAUCGCCAACUGCUAUGCAGCGUAUGGCUCAUCCUGAUGGCGAACUGGCUAAUGUAAGAGCUGCGCAAGCAGAGGGUACAAUAUACACGUUAAGUACCAUCGCAACAAGUUCCAUCGAAGAAGUAUCGGAGGCGGCCCCUGACGCCAUCAAGUGGUUCCAACUCUACAUUUAUAAUGAUAGAGACGUUACCAAAAAUUUAGUUGUACGCGCCGAGAAAGCAGGAUUUAAAGCAAUAGCUCUAACAAUGGACACUCCGUUAUUCGGAGUACGUAGAGCCGACAUUCGUAAUAAUUUUACAUUGCCUCCCCAUUUAAGAUUAGCAAAUUUCGAUGGACACUUGUCUACUAAAAUUCAGAAUGCGGAGGGCGGCGGAAGCGGCCUAAGUAAAUACGUCGAAAAUUUAUUUGACAAAAAUUUAAAAUGGGAUGAUAUUAAAUGGCUUAAAAGUAUCACAAAUCUCCCAAUAGUAGCAAAAGGAAUAAUGCGAGCCGAUGAUGCAAUCAAGGCGGUGGAAGCGGGCUGCUGCGGCAUUCUGGUGUCCAAUCACGGCGCGCGGCAGCUCGACGGGGUCCCGGCUACUAUUGAAGUGCUGCCUGAGAUAAUAGAAGCUGUGAAGAGUUACGACGUCGAAGUUUAUUUGGAUGGUGGCGUUACUACUGGUACUGACGUAUACAAGGCUUUAGCUCUCGGGGCACGAAUGGUGUUCGUGGGGCGCCCGGCGCUGUGGGGACUGACUGUAGGCGGUCAGGCUGGAGUUCAAAAAAUGCUGCAAAUACUAAGAACUGAACUCCAAUUCGCAGUACAAAUUGCAGGCACGCCAACCAUUAGUGAUAUAACGAAGGACAUGGUGUGUCAUCACUCCGUGUACAGUAAACUGUAACAGACGUUAAGCGAAGACAAAGCUAAUAACUGUAUAUGUAUAGAUAAGGAAGGGUACGGAAUAAAGACAACAGACUAAAAAAUGUGUAUGACCCUCACAGACAAAUAUAAUGUUGUAGAGUCUGUUCGGAAAGAGAAGAGUCGUGGAAUGUAUGAGGCCCAAUACAUUCCACGACUCUUCUCUAUCCGAACAGACUCUAAAAUCAAUUAUUUAUUAAAUAUUUAUACUUCAGCAUA
Messenger RNA from Cydia pomonella (codling moth), 1516 nucleotides. It is a transcript of the gene Hao, whose product is annotated as 2-Hydroxyacid oxidase 1. The coding region runs from base 174 to 1280 and encodes 368 amino acids. Gene Ontology annotation, molecular function: oxidoreductase activity; FMN binding. Lineage: Eukaryota; Metazoa; Arthropoda; Insecta; Lepidoptera; Tortricidae. The transcript is spliced from 9 exons. The record is from RefSeq and is a predicted model, not a curated record.